Molecule: messenger RNA, 7340 nt
Organism: Schistosoma rodhaini
Lineage: Eukaryota; Metazoa; Platyhelminthes; Trematoda; Strigeidida; Schistosomatidae
Source: the annotation of a GenBank genome assembly
UUUAAAUGAAUCAUUUUAAAUUUAAUUAUCAGACUUAUUAUAUAUUAUAAUGUUAAUUUUAUCAUGUUAAAAGACUACAGUUUUACUUAAUUCAAUGUGUUGACAAAAUAUCAUACUCAAAAUGAUAUAAUGCUCUGAGAUUAUCAUCGGUUUCCAUACUGGUUAAACAGAUUGAUUCUCAAGCACAAUACAAUGAAUCAUUAUAACGACUUAAGAAUUCUAUUAUUUUCAUUAAAAAUAUUAUUAUUAUUAUUAAUUCCAAAUUGUAUUUCAUUAAUACAAAAUAUUAAUUCACCAAUUGAUCAUGAAUAUUAUAUUGAAGAAGAAAUUCCUAUUGGUACAAUUAUUGGAAAUAUAAUGGAUGAUUUAAUUAUGAAAUUUAUCGAUUUCGGAUUAACAAAAUUUUCGCAUAAAUUAAAUUCACCAAUUAAUGAUAAUGAUCAUUUAUAUAGUUUAAUGAUAAUGAAUUUUGCUGAUCCAUAUGUUAAUUUAUUUGAUAUAAAACUGGAUGGAAGAAUAAUUCUGAGUAGGCGAUUGGAUCGUGAUCAAAUUUGCCCUAAACAACAGCAUACAGAUUCACCUCUCAUAAAUAUUGAUUCAACACAAUUUUCAAGUAUAUAUACUAGUACUCAUCGACAAAAUAUCUUACAAACAGAAAAAAUAUCUUGUUUCAUAAUUUUACAAAUAGGCUUGUUUAUUCAUCAGAAGGAUGGUAUUAUAAAUAAAGUAAACACCAAGGUAAAUAAUAAGAAGCAAAUUCGACUAUUUCAUAUUCGUAUUAAUAUUCAGGAUAUUAAUGACAAUGCUCCAUAUUGGCAAGGACACUUACAAAGAUUUCGUAUAACAUUCCUGGAUGGUGAUCCAGUUGGAUCACGUCGUAAUAUACCACCAGCAAUGGAUAAUGAUGAAGGAAUAAAUGGACAUAUUACUUAUGAACUUAGUCCUGUUAAUUCGUUUGAUAAAUCUCAUAUACCGUUCAGUUUGCUUGAGGAUUCAAUUGAUGGACUUCAUUUAUAUGCAACUAAACAGAUCGAUCGAGAAGAACAGUCACAAUACAAGUUAGUGUUAAAAGCAACAGAUGGAUCAUAUUCAUCAUCGUCAUUCACCUUGUCAGCAUUAUCUAAUGAAUCAACAGUUAAACGAUUCACUUCAACUUUGUAUGUAGAUAUUUUUAUAGAAGAUGUUAAUGACAAUACACCACAAUUUACUCAACCAAUAUUUACAACAUCCAUGCCAAUAGCUGAAACAACUCCAGUAGGGUCAACAGUUCUUUUAUUAAACGCUACCGAUUUAGAUUCAGGUAUUAAUGGUAUCUUUCAUUUUAGUUUUAGUAAAGAUCAUUAUUGGCAACCAGCCGAGAAAAUUGCUAGACACUAUUUCGAUAUACGUCCAAAUGGUCAAAUUAUAGUUAAGCAACCACUAAAUGUAGAUAAACUUGAUCAAAUUAACAGUCAUAUUAAUCAUAAUAACAACAAAAUAGUUUUGCCUAAUAUAAGAAGUGCUUAUCAAUUGAAAGAUGAUAUUGAUGAGAAUAUUAAUAAAGGUGCAAAUGUUCAAUUUCGCUUUCGAGCCGUUGUUGAAGAUGAAGCAACAAGACCAUAUACACGCUCAAGUGAAGCAACUGUUAUUAUACUCGUUACAGAUGAAAAUGAUGAGCCACCCGUAAUUUCAUUGCUUCCAAAUCCAGAACUAAUCAGUUCGAAUGCACUGGACGCUGUUACAACAUCGAACUCGUUUAGCUACUUUUGGGUUUUUGAAAAUCAGCCUGUUGGUACUACUGUAGCAACUGUACAAGCAUACGAUCCAGAUUUCGGUGGACAGGAUCAAGUUGAAUGUAACUUAAAAGACUCAAAUUUUUCAUUAAUACGAAUCACUUCUCAAACUCAACCUGAAUUUGAUAGAAACACUGAAGUGAACUUAUUAACAGAGUAUCAUUUAAUUACAGCUAGGAUUUUAGAUCGUGAAAGCACUUCUCACCAAGUGGUUACUAUUGUUUGCUCUGAUAUGGUUGGACAUUACACAGAACGAAAUAUAACCGUACGUAUUCUAGAUCAAAAUGAUAAUCGACCAAAAUUUUCACAUGAAAUACUGUAUUUACAAGUUGAUGAAAACGCUCCAUACGGUACUCAAGUGAGACAACAAUCCCAAAAAGUUAACAGAGGACAUUUUAAUAAUGUUCAUCAGACUGGAUCAUUACAAGGACUUUUAGCAAGUGACUUAGAUAUUGGAAUUAAUUCUCAAAUGACAUUUUUUCUUCUUGAAGAUGGAAUUAACUCAACGAAGUUCAAAAUUGACUCACAUACAGGUAUCAUAACUACAAUGGACAUAUUUGAUAGAGAAGUCAAAGAAAAAUACACAUUAAUUGCAUUAGCAGUUGAUCAUGGAAAUCCUCCACUCACAGGCACGUCUACUGUACAAAUAACCAUCAAUGAUCUUAAUGACAAUGGACCAGUUUUCUCGACAAAUAAUUAUACUUUUCAUUUACAAGAAAAUCAAGCACGUAGUACAAUAGUAGGUCAAGUUAAUGCUACAGAUGUUGAUUCAUCUGCGUAUGGUCCAUUGGAAUAUAGCUUUGCUAAUGAUCCAGAUUCAGUUAAUUUUACAAUUGAUAAAAUUACUGGCAUUAUUAGAAAUCGUCAGUCACUGGAUCGUGAAGAGAAAUCUCAAUAUAUAUUUCGUGUUUUAGUUAAGGACACGAAAAUUAGACCAUCAGAAUUUAAUAGUAUUAGUAUAAAUAAGCUCAAUUCAAAGAGUAUACAGUAUACUGGUACAUCAACAGUUACAGUGAUUGUUGAUGAUAUCAACGAUAAUUGGCCAGUAUUUGUUAGCCCCAAUUCCACAGCAAACACUCUGGCCAUCGCUUUAGAUCAAAAGAUAACCGGUUACAAACUAGCCUAUAUUCAAGCUGAAGAUAAAGAUGAAGGAAAUAAUGGUACAAUCACUUACAAUAUUUUAACUGGAAAUAAUUAUGGUUUGUUUGGACUAGAUUCGACAAGCGGAUUGUUGUAUUUAUCAAGUUCUUUUAGUGAUAACAACAAACUUAGCGAUCAUAAUAAUGAAUUAUAUGACUCAUCAAAUACAUCUAAUUUACCAACAAAUGAUGAAUUCAAUGGUCUUCUACACAAAUCCAGUAUUCAUAUACUUACGUUAGAGGCAUGUGAUCAAGGUCAAGAUCCAAAACCACGAUGUACAUUAUAUAACAAUUUAAAAAUCAUGAUACAGAAUAAUAAAGAAAAAGAUGUACACACUUUAGAAAGUAAACAGUCUCAAUAUAAUUCAAUUAAUCAAUUCAUAAAUGCUCCAGGAUUAACAUCAGCUGAAACAGUACUAUCUUCAGCAUUUAAACAAAAUCACCCUAAUCAUAUUCAAAACAAUUUUAAUUCUAUUCAAGAAUUCAAUAACGAUAAUCUCUACCAAAAAGCAACAGGUUUGGCUUAUGGAAAUCUUUUGAUGAGUAAACAAAAUCAUAAACUUAGUAGUUAUACAACCAAUGACAUAAUGAUUACUUGUCUAUCUAUUAUAUUUGCCUUGGUUCUCAUUGCGACUCUUAUACUUGUUUGUUUGGUUCGCAGAAGAGUAGUGUCAUUUAAAAAUCAAACCAAAAAACCAGCAAAUCAAGUGAAGAAUGAGCCUAUUCAUCAUUGGAAAAAUCAAACUGUCACUCCAACAUCAUCAAUGAAAAAUUAUAAUAUAGCUUCACCGGGACACGGUCAAUUUAUGAGUAGUAUAAAUGAAAAUCCGCUAAGCAUAAAUCAUAAUGCAGAAUUAUUAUCAAAAUCAACUAUAAGCAAUAAAAAUAAUAAUAAUAAUCAUGAUCAUAAUUAUGAUGUCAAUUUUGUCAGUAUACAAAACUCUUUAAAUAACUCAAUUAUUUCACCUGAUGAAUCAGGUUCGCCAAGAAGUAUUUAUCAAUUUAUAACAACAUCAUCAUCAAUUCAGGCGACACAAACAACACCGACAGUAGUCAAAACAAUUACAACUGACUAUAAGCAAUAUGGAUGUAAUACCCGGGAAAUAAACUACAAAUUUAAUCAGCUGGUAUGUUAUUAUUGUGCUUUUUCUUUAUAUUAUUAUAUUACAUCUUUUUGUUAUGUAGAAACAGUAGUGAUCGUUUCUUAUCAUUUAUUGCCAUUAUCAGUCAAUUGACUAACAAAUUAUUAUGAAUCUCACAAAAACAUUAAAUAACCCAAUAUUUAUGAAGUGGGUAAUAUUGACGAAGAAGAAGCAUACAUAUGAGUGAAAUAACUGUUUUUCAAUUUUACUAAUGCUUAUUGAAGUUGGUGUCAAAUAUUAUUGUUAUAGAUGGGUAACGGUAUUUGUACAUAGAAUUGAUUGAUCACCCGGUGGUGACUAAUGUCAUAAAUAUCAGGUUCUUCUUAAUGUAGAUCGAAUUCUGUCGACCAAGUUGCAAUGUGGCUAAUAGUAUAGAUGAAUCGACACCGCUUGCACCAUAUCAGGAAACCCCGUCGACUACCUCCAACUGCUACCUUACACUUCAACAUAAUGCAAUUCAAUGAUUAUAUUUGAGAAUAUGGUAAUCCCAGUUAAUGCAAUGCUAACAAUAAUCCCAAAACACUGUAUUGAAUUCAGCAGAUUCCUUUAGUCUUAAAUCACAAAGUUAUGAAGCAAUUUAACCAUUCAUCUAAGUUUCAAUUAAGUUACACUAUAGAUAAAAUAAACACUCAAAUUAUAAAGUUAUUUGAGGAUUGGGAAAAGCUUUCGUAUAAUCUCUGAUCAUAAAGUCAUAAGAUAACUAAAAAGAAAAAUAUAAUCAAUCGGUUGAAAAAGAGAAUAUUUCCGUUUUAAAGAAGCCGUUUAAAUCUUUAACUACUAUUUAAAAAGUAACCAAAUCUUUGUUUAAAUAAAUCACUAAUUUUCAAGAAUAAUACGUGAAUUAUCGGACAUUCACAAGGACCAAGUCAAUCAAUAUAUUACUCUGUGGAUUCAGAAAAUCUUUCCCCUGAAUAUUAGAUCAAUUUGUAUUCAGUAUAAACACUAAAUUUAUCAUUAUUUCAUUACAGAUAUCCUGAUAAACAAUAGCCAAAAGUAUAAAAACUAUGUGCAUGACAUCAACAGAUUCUGUAGUUAAUGUGUAAGAUUUACAACGCAAACUUGUAAUUUACGUAAACGUUUAUAAAAUAAGUUAAGACUAGUACAUGAACUACACGAAUAUAAAGCAAAAACUGAACUCAUUUAUAUACGAAUGAUAACGGUUAGUAAGAAGACAAACAGAAACAUUUUAAUGCACUAUUGAUCGGUGCACUCAGUUCCUCUCACGUUUUACAAAUUGCGCAUGUUAAAUAUAUGUAUAUCAUUGACUCGUAAAGCUUUGUCGCCCGUAGCUCAUAAAAAUGACAGACAUAUCAAUAUAUGAGUCUCAUUUAUUGCUACCAUGAAAAUCAAGGAAACUGAUUUUGACUAGUAGCAGAGUGACGUAUAUUUAUACAAAACAGAGCUGCUGAAAUAAAGCCAUGAAUUAUUGAUUAUCAAAGAAUCGGUCAGCCAUUCAGAAUAGAAUUAUUUCUUUCAAAUAGAAUACUUAACACCGAGAUCAAUCACUAUUGAAUAUUAUUUUUUAUGUAAGUGGUUUUAGAAAAUGAACCCAGGUCGGUGAAAUGAAAGUAUAACUGUCUAUAAAUUUAAAUACCAAUGUACUUUAAGAACCAUCGACAAAUACAAUAUAAAGUGACUCGAAUAAUAGGUAAUGAAAUGAACGGUCGAUUUCGUUUACUUCUUCAUCAAGUUCUGCAAUUGUGAAUCGAAAACUAUUAUUAUUGUGUUACAAUAAAGAAAGUAUUAAAGUUGAAGUAAUCAAUGUUAUAAAUUGAAAAUGGAAAUCUUUACAUCGAUUGAGUCAUUAAUACCACAAAUCACUCAUAAAAUCAGAUAUAAUCCUCGGUAAUAUAAAAACAUUGUGUGUGAAAACAAGUUAAUAGAUGAUAGUAAAUUUUUUGGUGUGGUUUAUAUGAUCGUAACAACAGUAGUAAUAAUAAUAAUAGUCACAUUCAGGACAAUUAUUAAUAAAAAUACACUGUAGGUCACAAAAGAUGAAUGUAUAUAGAAUCAGAAAAGUGUCUUGGAAAGGAGUGUAAACCACAACAAAGAAGUAAGGGACACAACUAGGACUAAGAAUGAAACGGACAUAACGCCAGUGAAGGUAAAUAGAGAGAUUGUGUAUAACUUUUAUAUAUACAAGUUAGGUUUAUUCGAAUUGAUAUCAGCUGCUUCAGCUGCUUAAAUUAAGUGUUUUUUGAACCUUUUGGUAAAUUACUGGGGAAUUGAUGUAUAACUAAGAAGGAAUCCUCAACUUUGAUGUUAUAUCUAUGGUCGAUCAAUAACACCUCUUUCUAAUUGUAGAGCCUGGCGAAAACGUUAUCAACGAUGAUCAUUCGUUCUGGUAUUUCUUGUUUUUAAAUACUCUACUUGAUUUUUUAAACUGAUUCAAAUAAACUUAUGGGGCCAGCUAUGUUUUAUGUUCAUCCAUUUGUGUGUUUGUGUCUAACCUAGAAGCACUCAUUUAUUAGAAGCAUGAAAUACUGAUAAAGAUAAUCUUCAGUAGUCAGCGAUUGAAAACGAAGAAACUAAACCUAAUCUGUUCUUUACAACUACAGAUUGAAAGUGAACUGUUUUGAAUGCAUUUUGUAUAGUAAAGUAUACGUAAAAUAUGUAUUUCUAUUAGUGAAUUAAGUCACGAUUUUAGUUUUUAGUAAAGAUGUGUUUCAAAAUAUUUUUACUACAUUCCCUAUGUAUUUGUUAAUCGUGAAAUUUCUUAUUUCUUUUUACUGACUUGCUCUGGUUUAUUCAAUUUACAAUCACAACAAUCACUCCUUAUACUAACAUUAGGAUUGAUAAGCUUGUUCACACUACCUUCAAGAAAAGAACCUCUAUCUACAUUAAUAUGAUCCUGUAGCCUAUGUAGGAAAAAUUCUCAUUCUAUACUAUAUUAAAUCUAAUCAUAACAACACAUGUUGUAAUGUAUCAAAUAUUUGUACUCAAACAUAAAACUUGAAAAAUACAAAUUAUUAUUUAAAAGAUUUUGAUAGAGUUUUGUUCUCUGAGCUCGGAUUGUUUUGCUCGUGGAGCUUUCAUUGUCCUUCUGAACGACAAAACCUCUUCAACAUCAUCUGCCUGAACUACAAAUCUUAUCCACCAUUAUUUGAAAGAAUUAGAAAAAGAAACAACAACAAAAGAAAAAAACGAAAAAAAACCACAAUUUAUUUUAUUUGUUAUUUAUCGAAAAUUUUAAUUUAUCACCUUUCACAUAUUAAUUUAGAGUAUUAAAUAGAAACAUACGAAUAUAAAUUAACAAAAUAAAGAUUAUAGAAGGGGUUUUGUGGAGA